This is a messenger RNA of Pyricularia oryzae 70-15, 156 nucleotides long. RefSeq lists its product as uncharacterized. Bases 1 to 156 code for a protein of 51 amino acids. The record is from RefSeq and is a predicted model, not a curated record. The transcript is spliced from 2 exons. Lineage: Eukaryota; Fungi; Ascomycota; Sordariomycetes; Magnaporthales; Pyriculariaceae.
AUGCAGGGUGCUCUCCUCGCCAAGUAUUUUACCACCUCCAAGAAGCACCACUCGUGGAAGGGCUGUGUGGGCAGUGGCCGCACAGAGUUCUGCGCCCACCCGGGCUUUAUCAAGAUCCGUGCUACAAGGCUAAAGGCAAAUAUCUGGAUAUUUUGA